Messenger RNA from Laetiporus sulphureus 93-53, 1066 nucleotides. RefSeq names its product proteasome-domain-containing protein. Lineage: Eukaryota; Fungi; Basidiomycota; Agaricomycetes; Polyporales; Laetiporaceae. The transcript is spliced from 4 exons. Bases 9 to 728 code for a protein of 239 amino acids. Gene Ontology annotation, cellular component: proteasome core complex; proteasome core complex, alpha-subunit complex; nucleus. The record is from RefSeq and is a predicted model, not a curated record.
AGUAUGCUAUGGAAGCCAUCUCACACGCUGGUACUGUCCUCGGAGUUCUGGCAAAGGACGGUGUUGUACUUGCUGCCGAGAAGAAGGUGACAGGCAAGCUGCUCGACCUGACCAGCGCGAAGGAGGGAGGAUACGGCGGGAGUGGAGAGAAGAUCUUCUUGUUAAACUCAAACGUGGUCGCUGGUGUGGCUGGAAUAACAGCAGACGCGAACUCGCUUGUCAACUUUGCGCGACAAGCGGCACAGAAACAUCUGUUCCUCUAUAAUGAAGACAUCCCUGUAGAGCUUCUGGCACAGCGACUAUGUGAUCUCAAACAAGGUUACACACAAUAUGGAGGCCUGCGCCCAUUUGGCGUCUCGCUCCUUUACGCGGGAUAUGACCCGCACUACGAAUUCCAAUUGUACCACUCAGAUCCAUCCGGAAAUUAUUCGGGCUGGAAGGCGACAUGCAUCGGCGCGAACAGUGGCACGGCGCAGAGUCUGUUGAAGCAAGAAUACAACGAGGAUAUGGGCGUAGAAGAUGCUGUAGGCUUGGUCCUGCGGGUGAUGAGCAAGACGAUGGACAGCACAACACUGGGCAGCGAGAAGCUGGAGUUUGCAACGCUGACCGUCGACCCAAUCACAAAGGCACCGAAGGCGAAGAUAUACAAGCCUGCGGAAAUCGACGCUCUGCUGCAGAAGCAUGACCUGGGGAAGAAGGACGAAGAUGCGGAGAUGAGGACGGUCUGAUGGAAGGACGCCUCGCGGACCUAUUAUGUGAUUGUUGUACAUGAUAUCGUAGAUGCAGCUGCUUCGUCACCGCAUUCCGUUGCUAGUGCUGGACGCUCAGCCAGUCCGAAGUUAUGUGAAAGGUGGAAGACCCUUCUGGCCAUGGGUGAGCCGGGAGCAGAAAAGGCGCCCACACUAGACCCGUUUCCGGGUGCCUAUACAUAGCAGGUCUUCCAUCCCGCACUCUCACCCCCGUCGUACAAGUACCAGGCACUCGCUGCGCGGCGCCCAUCGCCUCGAUUCCUCUCACAGCACCUCCCCGUUACCACCCAACAGCGACAUCAUGGACCACGGCGGAC